CAGGCUAAAAUGCAGCGAGUGGCCACUGUCCCACACUUGACUUUCUGCAAAAGAGGCCUGCAUAGCUGCUGACCAGCUGUGGGGGUGCAGGCAAGAGCGUGAUGGCACUCCUGGCCUUGCAGCUGGUGGGGCUGGCGCUGUCAAUCUUGGGCUGCCUGGGCGCCAUCUUGGCCUGCGCCUUGCCCAUGUGGAAAGUGACAGCCUUCAUUGGCUCCAACAUCAUCGUGGCCCAGGUCUUCUGGGAGGGCCUGUGGAUGACCUGCGUCUACGAGAGCACCGGCCAAAUGCAAUGCAAGGUCUACGACUCCCUGCUCGACCUCCCCGCGGACCUGCAGGCUGCCCGUGCCCUGGUGGUAGUCUCCAUCGCCGUCUCCGCCCUGGCCCUCCUCGUCGCCAUCUCCGGAGCAGAGUGCACGCACUGCGUGGACGACCAAGGGGCCAAGGCCAAAGUCUCAGUGGUGGCUGGUGUGGGGUUCAUCUUGGCAGGACUGGCUCUUCUCAUCCCGGUCUCCUGGUCAGCCAGCACCAUCGUCAGCAAUUUCUACAACCCUCUGGUCCCCGAGGCCCUGAAGCGAGAGCUGGGCGUGUCGCUCUAUGUGGGCUGGGGGGCCAGCGCCCUCUUGGUGUUUGGGGGGGCUACGCUCUGCUGCCACUUCCCACGGAGGGAGGGCACCAGACCUUACCCGGUGAGAUAUUGGGCAGGGAGGCACCCCGCCCCGGGUAGCUAUGCCCGGAAGGACUACGUCUGACUGCUUUGGGACCACCACUCUUCUCCUCCUGUCUCAAGAGCGGGAAGAAGAUCUCUAACUUCUCCAGGACUUCAACACGGAGACAAAGUUGUGUGAUGUUGUCAGCCCCCCUCUUCCCACUC
Molecule: messenger RNA, 871 nt
Organism: Rhineura floridana
Lineage: Eukaryota; Metazoa; Chordata; Lepidosauria; Squamata; Rhineuridae
Product: claudin-4-like
Exons: 2
Coding region: 102-749 (215 amino acids)
Biological process (GO): bicellular tight junction assembly; cell adhesion
Cellular component (GO): plasma membrane; bicellular tight junction
Molecular function (GO): structural molecule activity
Source: RefSeq, a predicted model, not a curated record